Aspergillus vadensis CBS 113365 is the source of this 1320-nucleotide messenger RNA. Its product is annotated as NAD(P)/FAD-dependent oxidoreductase. Gene Ontology annotation, cellular component: cytoplasm. The transcript has a single exon. NCBI's taxonomy places the organism in Eukaryota, Fungi, Ascomycota, Eurotiomycetes, Eurotiales, Aspergillaceae. The record is from RefSeq and is a predicted model, not a curated record. The annotation marks the transcript as partial. Gene Ontology annotation, molecular function: flavin adenine dinucleotide binding; electron-transferring-flavoprotein dehydrogenase activity.
ACAAUAACAAUCCCCAUCAUCGGCGCCUCCAUCGCCGGCCUCACCACCGCCCACUCCCUCCUCUCGCACUUCACCACACCCAACAGUACUACCACCAACAACAACAAGGGCCCAAAAAUAAAAAUCCUCCUCAUCAACCCCACCCCCAAUUUCUACUGGGCCAUCGCAGCCCCGCGCAUCCUCACCAAACCAACUGCGUUCACAGAGUCCCAAUACCUCAUCCCGAUCGCCGAUGGAUUCGCAAAAUAUUCUCCGGAUGUCUUCGAAUUCAUCCUAGGACGGGCAACAUCGCUCGAUUUCGAGAACAAAGUACUGAAUGUUGAGGAAUGCACCGACCCUAAGACAUUGAGGGAAAUCAAAUAUGAUUACCUGGUUAUCGCAUCGGGGAGUACACCCUCUGCUUCUUCAACGGAAACAUUAUUCCCUGGUGAAGAUAAAGAUGGUAAAAAUGGGGAGAUAUACCCCUUCAAACUAUCCCCCACAUCUACCACCACAAUCACAGAGGCGAUUAAAUCCGCCCAGACCACCAUCUCCACCGCAAAAAGAAUCACUAUCAUCGGGGCAGGUCCCAUCGGGGUAGAAAUCGCGGGUGAAUUGGGUGAUCUCAUCACACCCUCUUCCUCCUCUCCCUCCUCUUCCUCCGAAGGAGAAUCGAAGAAAGAAAUAACCCUCAUCUCAUCCACCCCGCGCAUUCUCCCGACCCUAAAACCCUCCGCCAGCGAGACAGCCACAUCCCUCCUUACUAACAAAGGCGUGCGCGUUCUCACAGAUCGGAAGGUUAUUUCUGUGUCUUCUUCUUCGAGGGAUAAUGGAGCGGGGUAUGAACUCAAGCUCAACAAUGGGGAGACGCUCGAGACGGAUAUCUAUAUCCCGGCUAUUGGUGUCCUGCCUAAUAGUUCUUAUAUACCCCGCGAAGUACUUGAUGAACGGGGCUGGGUGAGGGUUGAUUCGGAGUUGAAAGUGGAGGGUGUGGAGGGGGUGUAUGCGGCGGGGGAUAUUACCACUCAUACGCAGAAGUUGUCGUUCAAGGCGGAUGAGAUGGCUGGGGUGGUGGUGGGGAAUUUGGUGGAUGAUAUUAAUAAUAUUAAUAUUAAUGGUGUUGGGAAUGGAGGUAAGGGGAGGGGAUGGUGGAGGAGGGGAUGUGGUGCAGGUGGGAGGAAGACGUAUGAUGAAGGGAACGAUGUGAUGAUGCUGGUUCCUGUUGGUAGUUCUGGGGGUACAGGGCAGGCGUUUGGGUGGGUGUUGGUCAGUUUUAUGGUGUGGUUGGCUAAGGGGAGGGAUUAUUUCAUUUGGAAGGCUAAGGGGUAUGUGUUCAAAUAG